AUGAUUUCUUCAAACAGUAUAUCUAGAGUAUAUGCUGACGUCUUGGCAUCAAAGCCACAAUCUUACUGGGAUUAUGACGAUCUUAAUAUCAAAUGGAAUCCCCAAGAGAACUACGAAAUCAUUAAAAAAUUGGGAAGAGGUAAAUACUCAGAAGUGUUUUUGGGAAUAGACCUUGUGAAGGGAGAGAAGGUGGUGAUUAAGGUAUUGAAGCCAGUAAAGAGAAAGAAGAUUAAAAGAGAAAUUUCAAUUUUGAAAAAUUUAGUUGACGGUCCUAAUGUGGUGGCAUUGUUGGAUGUUGUGAGAGAGCCACAACUGAAAACACCAGGUUUAAUCUUUGAGAAUAUCAAUAACAUCGAUUUCCGGACAUUGUACCCUACGUUCACCGAUUAUGAUAUCAGAUUCUACAUGUACGAACUAUUGAAAGCCUUAGACUAUUCUCACUCUAUGGGAAUAAUGCACAGAGACGUCAAACCACACAAUGUUAUGAUCGAUCAUGAACAGAAAAAAUUGCGGUUAAUAGAUUGGGGUUUGGCGGAGUAUUAUCAUCCAGGAACAGAAUAUAAUGUUAGAGUAGCAUCACGGUACUUCAAGGGCCCUGAAUUGUUAGUUGACUAUAGGUUAUAUGAUUACUCGCUAGAUCUUUGGUCAUUUGGGUGUAUGCUCGCCUCAAUGGUGUUUAUGAAAGAGCCAUUUUUUCACGGUAAAUCAAACACUGAUCAGUUGGUACAGAUUGUUCGUGUGUUGGGAUCCAAUAACUUGAAUAAAUACCUUGAUAAGUACAACUUGACCUUGGGUGAUGAAUAUGAAGAUAUUGGAUAUUACAACAGGAGACCUUGGGAACGCUUCAUCAAUGAAAACAACCAGCAUCUUGUGUCUAAUGAGUUUUUGGAUAUCAUUGAUAAAUUGUUGAGAUAUGAUCAUCAAGAGAGGUUGACCGCUAAGGAGGCUAUGCAACACCCCUACUUUGAUCCAGUCAGGGGAAAUUCCCAACUGUAA
Messenger RNA from Lodderomyces orthopsilosis Co 90-125, 996 nucleotides. RefSeq names its product casein kinase 2 catalytic subunit (gene CKA1). The record is from RefSeq and is a predicted model, not a curated record. Lineage: Eukaryota; Fungi; Ascomycota; Pichiomycetes; Serinales; Debaryomycetaceae. Gene Ontology annotation, cellular component: protein kinase CK2 complex; nucleus; cytosol. Gene Ontology annotation, biological process: protein phosphorylation; DNA damage response; regulation of transcription by RNA polymerase I. The transcript has a single exon. Bases 1 to 996 code for a protein of 331 amino acids. Gene Ontology annotation, molecular function: protein serine/threonine kinase activity; ATP binding.